GAACAAACGGUGAAGUUAAAGAGAACGCAAAAGUGAGAGAGGGCAAGUGUGUGUGUGUGUGUGUAAAUGUGAGAGCGUUGCUAGGAAAUGCCAUUUCGGAGUAAGUGAGGGUGAGCGAGAGUAAGAGAGAGAGAUCGUGAUCUGUGGAGACCGCCUGGCCUGCAAUUUCUCGUCGCCUGGCUGCAGUUUCAUUUCGUGCGCGCUGCUUGCAACAUCAACAAACGUUGAAAGUCUCGAAUUCGUCGUCGGUUGCGUAUUUCGAUAUUUUAUUUCGGUUCUGUGUGUGGGAAAAAAAUAUGCGCGCAAUGAAAUGUCAGUCGCAUUAGCUGGUAAACGUUUUGGCGCUUUGUAAUUGGCGGCAGCUGCUUUUGUGCGUCGUUUUUGGAGCAGUCAGCAACAAGUGCACACAGUGAACAGCAGCAAAACAACAAAAGCUGAGGCAGGGGCAAAUGCAGUCCAAGGCGUCACUUAAUUAACAUGCAACUGGCAACUGGCAAGCGACGACGUCAGGCUGUUAAAAAGUGCAAACAACAAUAAUAACAACAACAACAACAACAACUUUAACGUUGUCGUCAAGCUGUCUAAUAAUAAAGUUGAGCAAAAAGAUGCGCUGGAGCAAUUUUAAGCCCUGCAGCUGUUAAUUAAAGCGUCGCAACACCAGCAGCAGCAACAAUUGCUACAAAUAACGACAAUUGCAAUUGCAACAUCAGCAGCUGCAACAACAACAAAAUGUCGCUCGUUUUGCGCAGUCAACGCGCCUUCAUUGAGGAAAACUCUCAUCAAAUGCCAAGCGGCAACAAUGCUAACGUUGUAGCUGGUGGCAGCGGCAGCGCAGUGCGCAGCUGCAACUGCUGUCCGUAUGGCUACCACAUUGAUUUGGACUUUGUGCGCUACUGUGAGGCGCUGGCCAAUGCCAAGCCCAGCGAGGAGGAGAAGCAGCGACGCGAUCGUCGACGCUCGCGCAAGUCCAUGGAGUUUAUGUUGGGCUUUGAGAGUUUGUUCGGCAGCGAUUGGCAGGCGGAGCAGCGAGUGCAGCCGAAGCUAACUGAGGCUGCACAUGAAAGUGAAUCCGAUUCGCCGCAGUCUGCUGGUUAUCGUCCGCGCUCUGCGUCUGUGCCACGCUUCAAUUACGGCCAGAGUGGCAUGCAACGCGCCGAGUCGCCCUUUGGCACAGCUUCCUCCAGCUGCUCCUCCAUGCGCGGUGGCGUUGAAAGCGAUGCGGCUGUCUAUCAGCAAAGUCGCAGCUAUGGCGCUGCACGUCCGCCGACCAAUAGUCCGCCGGAAACGCGCGCUUUUCUGCACGAGGCGCUCGAUGAGGUUUGCAGCGAUUUUGAGCGCACGCUGGAACGCGCCUCGGCCAGACGCCGCAAAUAUGAGCACAGCUCCAUGGAUCGCAACAACAACAGCAGCUUGAGCUUGAGUCUGAAUCUAAGCAAUGGCUACAGCUCGUUCCGGGAGUCCAAGGAGGCGCGCGAGCGUCGCAUGGGCCACAGCACUUGGGAUCGCUACUUUGAUGUGGCAGACUCCUGCAUGGCGGGCAAUCGUUCGCCCAGUGCGGGUUCGCCGCGUUUGUUUCAACGCUCCAAUACGCUGCCGCUGCAGCAGCGUCCAAGUCCCGCUGAGCUGCAGUACGAGAGCUAUGUGCAGGCUACAGUUGCGGCCAAUGCCAAAUCGCCAGUGGAGCAGCAGCUAACGCCGCCGCCGCCGCCACCACCCAGGCGACAUCAUUUGACACCCAAGGCGGAGCAAAAUGGACAUGCAAGUCCCGCACAGUCGCCUGUAAGCUCCGAGGCGGGUCAAACAGCAGCAGAUGCGCAAGCUUUGUGCCAAAUACGCGAGCAAAUGGCGCUGAGUUUGCAGCGUCUAAAGCAUUUGGAGGAGCAGGUUAAGACUAUACCGGAUAUGGAGCUGGAGCUGAGUUCUUUGCGUGCUGACAAGCAGCGACUGCAGCGUCGCAAUGAGGAGCUGCUGCGUGGUCAGCGUCAAACGCCUUCGCCGCCAAGUCCGUGCACUAAGCAAGCUGCUCCAUUGCAGUUUACGCCGCAGCGCAUAAGUCCCGUAUCGCUUGAGAGUUUGGGCACGCGCAUGCGCAGCAACUCCAGCUCACCCAGCAUUAUUAGACGCGAUGUGGCUACACAAGCUGCCAGCGCCAGCACGCGUGAUGCUGCUGUGGGCUCGCAGCUUAGCACGCGUCAUGUGGCCACACAACAAGCGGUUGCCAUUUACUCACAGCUGGAGCUGCAAACGCACAUCGAGCAAGCGUUGAGUGCGCGUCAGCAGCAGCGACUGCGUCAGUUGAUUUCAGUGGGCACACAAAUGUAUGUGCCACAGCGUGAGCAGCGCGACAGCAGCAUGCAGACUACGCCGGAGCGUGCAGUGCUCAAACAUCAUGUGGGCGUCUCCGCCAAGCCGGCAACACGUGAAAGUUUUACCAGCUGCAAGCCGCAGUCACGCAGCGUGGGCAGCUCCGAGCAGCGUGUUACGGAUGUGCUUUGCGAGAAAUGCGCAUGCAGCAAGCGCAGCGUUGGCUGCAGCACUGAGCAGCAGCAGGCAGCGAAGCCCAUAACGCUGCAGCAACUGGGACGCAGCAAUACUUUCAGUUUAGGCGCUUCAGAGCCGCUGCACAUCAAGUUGAAGUCCAUGGGUAGCCAAACGAACCCAACGCUAGUGCAGCAUGCUGGCAGCCAAACAGCUGUGCCCAAUGUGCGCUCCACAGCUGCGCAAAUUACACCGGAGCAGCAACAAAUGGCCACACAGUGCUCCAUUCCGCAGCGCAGUCGUCAGACCGACACCCAGGGCCUGCUCUGCCUUACACGCAGUGAAACCAAGUCGGAGCAGCUAAUGGCGCCGCUGCUGCGACCACAAACCAGCAACGCCGGCUGCAAUACUGUAGCUGAUCCCAAGCCGCAACGCGCCACAGCCCACUCCGCCUGCAAUACGGAGCAGGUGCAUAAGCGUGAUGUGGGCUGCGGUGAUAUUGUCAAGCCGCAUAUUUCAAUUGCGUGUGCUGCCAAUUACUGUGAUUCCUGCAAGGAGGCCAUACAACUGCUCGCCAAGGACUUUUCCAAGACUAGCAUGGAAAGCAGCGUGACCACGCCCACGCCGCCCGCGCGUCGUUCCAAUUCAGCGGACUCACGCAUACCACGUCCCAAGCAUUUAACUAGUCCCAGUCCAGUGCGGCGUCAGUUUCAGCGGCAAAAUACGUAUACGCUGCCUACGGCCGCUGCCACGCCUCCAAAAAGUCCAAAGGCGGAGCGUCAAACGCGUCUAAGCUCCUUGCAGGAAAAGCCGCCAAGCGUUACACUCGAUAGCUGCGCGCUGAGCGAAUCACAAAGUUUUCUCAAACAAGCAUCCAGCACGUCUGCUACAGCUUCCACAUCUCAAGAGCUGGACUAUGCUCACUUGGGUGAAGGUGAACUGAUUGUGCGCGAGGAGAAACGCGUAAGCAUCAGUUGGUCACGCGAUGCGUCGCCAGCGCCUUUGAGCACAAGCACCAAGUCCGCUUCACCGGAACAUGCGCUCACUGCUUCCACCGACUCCAAUGUGGAGCGCGAAAUAUCACAGGGAGCGCGUAAAAAGUCCAGCACACCGCUCAAGUCUAGUCAAAGCGAAGACUCCCAGGUAACCGUCAUCGAGCGCAAACCCGAGAUGGAAACAAAAAUAGAGCGCGGAGCUACCAAGGCGCAACUGCAUCAACUGGCACAAGCGCCAUCGGAGCCCAGACAAAAAGCGGAACUGGCUAAGGAGCUAAAGGACGCACUAAAAGUUAUUAACGAUUCGCUGCUAAAGAAACUUGGCUCCAAGCCUUUCUCUUCGUUCAGUCUAAAAGCAUCCAAAUCAACCAUAAGCGAACAUUGGUUCCGCAUCUCCAGCACAGCCACUUCCAAUCCGCACGAGGUCGAGGACUAUUUGGAUCAUUUUGAGUCUCUAUCCGUGCCGCUGCUGGAAUAUUGUGUUAACUUGUGCGACAGCAAUGGCAACACUGCAAUGCACUAUGCGGUCUCUCAUGGCAACUUUGAUGUCGUAUCCAUACUGCUGGAUUCAAAGGUUUGCAAUGUAAACCAAAUGAAUAACGCUGGAUACUCGUGUGUCAUGCUCGUAUCGUUGGCUAAGCUUAAGCAAGCGGCACAUCGCACAGUCGUCGAGCGACUGUUCCAGAUGGCCGAUGUCAACAUACGCGCCAAGAAGCACUGCCAAACCGCAUUGAUGCUCGCUGUGUCGCAUGGUAAUGGCGACAUGGUCAACAUGCUGCUGGACGCCGGCGCUGACAUUAACAUACAGGACGAGGAUGGCAGCACUGCGCUUAUGUGCGCCGCCGAGCAUGGACGUGUGGAUAUUGUUAAGCAUUUGUUAUCGCAGCAAGAAUGCGAUUCACUGGUACAGGAUGUGGAUGGCAGCACAGCUUUCAAAAUUGCCUGGCAGGCUGGACAUCGCGAUGUGGGUUUGCUGCUCUAUGUGCAUGAGCAGAUGCUGCGCAGUAAAUUGCCCAAUCGUGGUGAGUCCACGCGCAAGUCGCUGCCGCUGCCCGCACGUCCCAAGCCAACGAAGUGAGCCAUGUUUUUGUAUUAGCGGCCAAAAUGUCGAACAAAGUUAGUUGUUAGUUUUGAAUUUAGCGAAACAUUCCAGCGCUCAACUAAAAACUUGA
Molecule: messenger RNA, 4645 nt
Organism: Drosophila busckii
Lineage: Eukaryota; Metazoa; Arthropoda; Insecta; Diptera; Drosophilidae
Gene: Kank
Product: KN motif and ankyrin repeat domain-containing protein 1
Exons: 12
Coding region: 730-4551 (1273 amino acids)
Biological process (GO): negative regulation of actin filament polymerization
Cellular component (GO): cytoskeleton; cytoplasm
Molecular function (GO): protein binding
Source: RefSeq, a predicted model, not a curated record